AUGGCACCAAAUUCCUCUGCUCUAGAUGCCUCUUCCUAUCGACACCCGGACCGGAACGGGCCAUAUGAGCCACUUCGGAAAGCAACUAUUCUCGCGAUGCUGGAACAGGGGAUAGAAUAUAACACCCUGAGCGAAAAUCUCCUCUCCUGGGCUGAUGACCAGGACCCAUUCGGACAUGUCAUGGCCCAAGCUUAUGUGCAUUACGCCGGCAAUUGCUUCGUUCGCUUGCUUGAGUCUUUCCAAGAUCGCCUGAAAGAUAACUUUUCUGACCUCAUGUCGGGUGAUGGAAUCGGUCCAAUGACGAACCAGUAUACGCUAAAGAUCAAAAGGGUCGUCAAGUACCCUGACCUGAUUAUUGCCGGUGCCCACAUUUCAGAUGUACGCUCGGACAGGAUUCAUGUUGUUUAUUCCAUCUGGUCGGUAACCCAGAACGCGCAGGCUGCUGAGGUACAUACCUGGGUCGUGUUCUUCGAUCAUAAGCAAAAGCGAACCGUCAACCUCACAGAGGAAGGUGGUGUGUAUCAGUCUCUGCAUGCUUCGUUAACAGAGCGUGCAGCGGAGUCGAACGACACCCUCAAGGCAUGGGAGGAAAAGCAGGCGCAAAAUGCUGAUGCUAAGAAGGCAAAGCUUUGA
Penicillium samsonianum is the source of this 633-nucleotide messenger RNA. RefSeq names its product acyl-CoA thioesterase. Bases 1 to 633 code for a protein of 210 amino acids. The transcript is spliced from 2 exons. Lineage: Eukaryota; Fungi; Ascomycota; Eurotiomycetes; Eurotiales; Aspergillaceae. The record is from RefSeq and is a predicted model, not a curated record.